AGCCUUAAAAUAAUCGAGUGCCUACUAUUCGAAACUGACGAUUUGAUUAUGCGAAAAAACGAGAAACAUGUGAUACUCUGUCUACUUGAGGUGGCGCGGCGAGGCGCAAAGUUUGGUAUGCUCGCGCCCAUGCUGGUGCAGAUGGAGCGGCAAAUCGAUCGAGAAAUCGCCGCCGACAACAAAGCAAACGGAAUUGGGUGUGGCACACAGACAGAUAAUGCUGAUGCGACUGGAACACAAACUGAGAUCGGCAUCAAUACCGACAGUGUCGCCACAGAGACCGAUAUGUUCGACACCGAUUCAGAAAAUGAGGAUGAUGACGAUGAUAGUCCCAUGCUUAUGUACGGUCCGCAACCACAAAUUAUCACCAACGAUCUAAAGAGCCUGGAUGAGAUGGUUCGAGAUUUGGUGGAGAAAUGCACAUGCCCGUCCCAAUUCCCAAUGGUGCGCGUGUCGGAGGGAAAGUACAGAAUUGGAGAUACAAAGGUGUUGAUCUUUGUGCGGAUUUUACGCUCCCACGUUAUGGUUCGUGUCGGCGGAGGUUGGGAUACUCUCGCACAUUACCUGGACAAGCAUGAUCCCUGUCGAUGUAAAGUACAGCAUCGUGCAUCUAUAGCUGCUCGUUUAGUACCACGCACCACCAAUCAAAGCAACGGCGGUAUAGAACUGCACAAAGCGCAAGUAAUCUACGAACGUUCACCGCCGUCUACACGAAAGAUAAUUUCCAACUUCAACAGUCAAGCUGCCGCCGUUGUGUCGGGACUCUCCCCAUCUAUCACUAGCAAUGUCACAAGCAAUUUAUCACCAAACUUUGGAAAUAGUAACAAGCAAAACAGUCGUAGUCCAACCCCCCAACGCAAGUUUUUGAAUCACCUCAAUGCCUCAAAUACACCAGACUGUACGAGCCAAUGUAAUAGCGGCGAGAAAUUUCUUCCAACCAAUGGCACAACUGGAAACUCAACCUUACUGAACUCACCAAAUUUCGUACGUCGUUCUAUGUCACCCAGUCCACGACGCUUGAUCGACGUGCGUAAGAAGCAAAACUCAUUGGAUUCGAAUAACAGCAGCGGGCCGAAGUCCUUACCUAUUUGCAACGAAGCCGUUGGUAAUCAUGUGCAAUUUGAUGGACUUACCUAUUCUGCUGGACCAACAGAAAAUAACACUUCACAAACGGGUAGCAGUAAUUCCGAUACCAACACUAACGGAAUGAGCAGCAAAUUCGAAAAUAUCAGCGACAAUGGCAGUGAGAUAAGUGAUGAGGGCUAUCGGAGUCUGGGCGUGAUACAAUCUAAUGCUCAAAAGCGCGAGUCCCUGCAUAGUCAAGCUUCAGUGGAAGACGCUGAAAGUAACGGGCGUCUUGAUCAAACUUCCAGUGAUUCACAACUUUCGCCAAUCGACGACGUGGCAAUUUCUAAGAAAGAAGAUGAUCUACUGGCAACAGACUAUCACAGACCCUCAUUAGAGCUCAAAAUAAAUGGCGGCCCGCAGUCGCUCCCAGCCGUUUUAGCCACAUUUCCACUAAAUUCUAUCGACAGCAACUUGGUAAAUAAUUUCGAACAAUCAGGAAUAUUCAUAACCGACGAUGAAAUCACUGUGGACGUCGCCAGCGCCACUGGGUUGCGAAAAACUGGGUUUUCCAAUAAAAUAUUCGGUGGCGAGGAGAAUGCAGAUACCAGCGUCCCAACUGCCAAUGAGUUAAAAGAUUCUGCAGACAAAAGCAGUAAAAUACCGCACUCACCCAUGGCACCGCGCCGCCGCAGCUUGGAUAACAGCAACUGUAGCAGCAGCAGCAUGCAGGACCUUUCUACGCGCACAGGCUUGCCUAUAUUCCAACGCAAACAGCCCGUUUACCAUUCAGUGCGUCGGCCGGCGAAUGAAAUAAACAGAAACAGGGACAAUGUAUCCACAUCUGUGGCUACUCGGAAAAACAUAACUCCGCCCGGGCGCGAGGUCACUAACACAUGGAGCGGCCGCGCUGGUGGGAAGAAACGACCAACUCUUAACGCCGACAUAUUUGCACCAAAAACUAGCACCGCUACACCGCCUGCAGUUAGCGCCUUCGAACGUAACACACGCACACGCUCCUCCCAGCUACUUUACGAUAGCAACGGACGUCGUGUACGUGGCUGCACAGCCUCACUCACCACUUCGCCCGUGAAGAGCUACGCUACAUCGCCGCUGGCACAACAGCUACUAGAAGCAGCCAGCAGCGCUAAAAACGAUGCUCAAAUUUUAGAAAAAAUGAAGGUAUUACUCUCGCGCUAUUCCACCAACUGCAAUAGCAACAAGGGAGCCGCGACAAGCGCGUAUGCGAACUCAAAAAAUGCCACCACGGCUACCUCCAGUAACGCAGCAAAGAAGACCGUAUACGAAGACUUCACAACUGCUUGGGUACAUAGUAAUGGCAAUCUAGAACGUUCCAGCAGUUGCUCGCCUCCUACAAAAACCCUGUCAAAACGCAACUCGGCCGCUUCGUCCACAGAGAGUACUCACUCCCGUGAAGUGUCGUCGGUCAUUGUUUCCCCACGUCGGGAACGCGGUUUGUCCAAGAUUCCAGCACCGACACGCCAACACACCGAGCUUUACUGACAUAGAAUGCAAGUGCCCAGCAGGGUGCGAUUACAGCAUAAGGUUAUACCGCUACAGCAACAAAAAAGACAAUUAUAAGGAGUUUUUAAACAGAAGCAAAAAAAAAUUAUUGACCGGGUCAAGGUAACCGGAACGACGACGAACGAAGCAUAAAUUCGAAAAAUUAGCGUAGUGGCUUUUCAAUGCAGCGGGUGUACCAGCUUCAAUGUCAGCAAGACUAACACAAUUUCUUUUCCUAGCCUAGAUUGCAUCCUCACAUUUGAAAGGUGGACAAUGAUCCGUAUAUUAACCAACUAUAUACACAAAAUAAGUUUUUAUAUUACCUAGUAAGUAAGUAGGUAGGUAUGUAUGAUAAAAAGUUAAACAAAUGCAUAUGUAUUUAUGUAUGCACGUCACAAUUGCUUAAAGUAGAACAAGGAUAUAUGUACAUACAUAACAGAAGUAUUGGGCGCGUUCAGAAGGCGCAACAGCUCAGUAAUUGCACC
Molecule: messenger RNA, 3074 nt
Organism: Rhagoletis pomonella (apple maggot)
Lineage: Eukaryota; Metazoa; Arthropoda; Insecta; Diptera; Tephritidae
Gene: pigs
Product: GAS2-like protein pickled eggs
Exons: 7
Coding region: 49-2589 (846 amino acids)
Biological process (GO): protein localization to microtubule plus-end; microtubule bundle formation; actin crosslink formation
Cellular component (GO): microtubule plus-end; stress fiber; cytoplasm
Molecular function (GO): microtubule binding; cytoskeletal adaptor activity; actin filament binding
Source: RefSeq, a predicted model, not a curated record